Messenger RNA from Chinchilla lanigera (long-tailed chinchilla), 5519 nucleotides. RefSeq names its product UHRF1 binding protein 1 (gene Bltp3a). NCBI's taxonomy places the organism in Eukaryota, Metazoa, Chordata, Mammalia, Rodentia, Chinchillidae. The record is from RefSeq and is a predicted model, not a curated record. The coding region runs from base 1 to 4560 and encodes 1519 amino acids. Gene Ontology annotation, molecular function: histone deacetylase binding. The transcript is spliced from 22 exons.
AUGGGUUACAUCUUGUAUGGACCAACCAGAAUGGAAAUGCACUGGACUGCGAGCCAGAACAUGGGUUCUAGCUCUGAGUAUCAAGAACCCUCCCGCUCGCAGCCCGGACCCCGGCGUGCUCCUUCCCGGCGGCUCCUUCCCUUCUUCCUCCUGACCCUGUUGCAUCACCCUGGAAAAGGCGUGAGCCCCGCGCGCAGGGCCGGUCCUCCGAGCGCCCUUCUCCGCCUGCUGCUCUUCUCGCUAUACAGACUAACUGCAGAAAGGUUCACUAAGAAUCUUUCUCCGGACAAAAUCAACCUGAGCACUCUGAAAGGGGAGGGCCAGUUGACCAACCUGGAGUUGGAUGAAGAGGUUCUGCAGAACGUGCUGGAGCUACCUACCUGGUUAGCCAUCACUCGGGUCUACUGCAACAGGGCCUCCAUCCGGAUCCAAUGGACGAAGUUGAAGACACACCCAAUUUGCUUGUGCCUGGAUAAGGUCGAGGUGGAGAUGAAGACCUGUGAGGAGCCUCGGCCCCCCAAUGGACAGUCUCCCAUUGCCCUGGCUUCAGGACAGAGUGAAUACGGCUUUGCUGAGAAGGUGGUGGAGGGGAUGUUCAUCAUCGUCAACUCCAUCACUAUCAAGAUUCACUCCAAGGCCUUCCAUGCUUCUUUUGAAUUGUGGCAGCUGCAGGGCUACAGUGUCAACCCCAGCUGGCAGCAGAGUGACCUUCGCCUGACCCGCAUCACCGAUCCCCACCGAGGAGAGGUUUUAACAUUUAAGGAAAUAACUUGGCAGACCCUUCGAAUUGAGGCAGAUGCUACAGAUAAUAGUGACCAGGACUCCAUAACUACCCCAUUGAGGCUUAUUACCAACCAAGGCAGGAUCCAGAUAGCCCUCAAGAGAAGAACCAAAGACUGCAAUGUGGUGGCUUCCAAGCUGAUGUUCCUGCUGGAUGACCUGCUGUGGGUGCUCACUGACUCACAGCUCAAGGCUAUGAUGAAGUACGCGGAGUCCCUGAGUGAGGCCAUGGAGAAGUCAGCCCAGCAGAGGAAGAGCCUGGCUCCCGAGCCUGUGCAGGUCACUCCGCCUGCUCCCACUGCCCAGCAGUCCUGGGCCCAGGCAUUUGGUGGCAGCCAGGGCAACAGCAGCAGCAGCAGCAGCAGCAGCAGCAGCAGCAGCCGCCUCAGCCAAUACUUCGAGAAAUUUGAUGUGAAGGAGUCCUCCUACCACCUGCUCAUCUCCCGCCUGGACCUGCACAUCUGUGACGAUAGCCAGUCUCGAGAGCCAGGUGUCUCUGCAAACAGACUCAUGGGUGGCGCCAUGCAGCUUACUUUCCGCAAGAUGGCAUUUGACUAUUACCCGUUCCACUGGGCAGGUGAUAGCUGCAAACACUGGGCUCGGCACUGCGAGGCCAUGGAGACCAGAGGCCAGUGGGCCCAGAAGCUGGUGACGGAAUUCCAGACUAAGAUGGAGAAGUGGCAUGAAGAGGCGGGGCUGAAGACGUCCUGGCACCUGGGGGUGGAUGCUCCCUUCCGGAGAAAAGCAGCUUCUCUCUCCAGUCCUCAAAAGCACCCUCUUGAAAGGAUGCCCUCACGGGGCCGGCAGGCUGCCUUCCGACCUCCAGCAUGGCAUCGCCUGCGCUCUAGCUGCAUGGUUGUGCGAGUGGAUGACCUGGACAUCCACCAGGUUUCUACAGCUGGACAGCCAAGCAAGAAGCCUUCUACACUCCUUUCCUGCAGCCGCAAGCUCCACAGCCUGCCCGCUCAGGUCUCUGCAAUUCAUGUCGAGUUCACCGAGUAUUACUUCCCGGAUAACCAGGAGCUCCCAGUUCCCUGUCCCAAUCUCUACAUUCAGUUAAAUGGUCUGACAUUUACUGUGGAUCCAGUCAGCCUGCUCUGGGGAAACCUCUUCUGCCUCGAUUUAUACCGCAGCUUGGAGCAGUUUAAAGCUAUCUAUAAGCUGGAAGAUUCAAGGCAGAAAGAUCAACACUUGGACAUCCGGCUGGAUGCCUUCCGGUUGAAGGUGAGCUUCCCACUGGAGAAGCGAGAGCAGGCGAAGUUGCAUCGUCCCCAGGCCCUUGUCUUCUCUUCAUCUGGCAUGGUUGCCACCAAUACCCGUCAUGCCCCACAUUGUGGCUGUCCCGACCUCCAGAGUGUCUUCCGGGGUUUUGCUGCUGCUGAGUUCUUUCACUCUAAUUAUGAUCACUUCCCCAAGGUACCUGGGGGCUUUAGCCUUCUGCACAUGCUGUUUUUGCACCAUGCCUUCCAGAUGGAUUCUGGCCUCUCCCGGCCUAGUACCUUCCCUCCCCAGAGGCCUGAGGCUUCCCAGGACCUCUGGUCCAUCCACUUUACCCAGAUCUCCUUGGACUUUGAGGGAACAGAGAACGUAAAAGGCCGUCCCUUGAAUUUUGUGGCCCCUUUCCCCUUGUCCAUGUGGGUCUGCCUGCCUCUCCGCUGGCAACAAGCCCAGGCCCGCAGGCUCCUUUUGGCCUCAGAGGGGAGGCUCAAACCAUCAGCCAGUUUUGGAAGUCCUGUCCAGUCUGAGGCUCUGGCCCCCGAUUCUGUGUCGCAUCAGAGGUCAAAGACUGAGCAUGACCUGAAGAGCCUGUCAGGCCUCACGGAAGUCACAGACAUUCUAGGAGAAGGCAGUGGUGCGGCAGACAGCAAAGGGCCUCCCACAGAGCUGGAGGACGCAGCUGAUGUCCAUAUGCUCGUGCACACCCCUGCCCACAUCCGCGUGAGGCUGGACCACUACCAGUACUUGGCCUUGCUCCGCCUGAAGGACGUGCUGCAAGGGCUUCAGGAGCAGCUGGCCAAGGACACACAGGCCAUGACUGGGUCUCCCCUGCAGGACCAGACAGCUUGCAUUGGAGUCCUCUUCCCCAGUGCAGAGGUGGCUCUGCUCAUGCAUCCUGCCCCUGGGGCUGUUGAUGCGGACUCUACAGGCUCAGAUACCACCAGCCUCAUAGAUUCCGAGCUGUCUCCCUCAGAGGAGCGGGAGCCGAAGUCUGACACAUCCUCAGAGCAGGGCCCCGCAAGCCCUGAGAAGGUCCUGGAGGACAGCAGCACGGAACAUAUAGAUGCGUCCCAGGAGAGGCCACACAGCAAUGGAGAGCUGCAGAACCUGGGUCCCCCGGCACAGCAGGUGGCAGGGAAGGGCCACGAGGCUGUCGAGUCCCUACAGGCCAAGAAACUGAGCAGAGCCCAGGCCUCCAGCUCUCCAGCUGUGUCGAAGUCCCCUGUGGGCAGGGAUCCUGCUGUGAAUGGACAGGGCGAGCCCAUCCCCCUGAAGAACAUUGAGGGAGAAUUAUCAAGUGCUAUCCACAUGACCAAGGACGCCACCAAGGAGGCUCUGCAUGCCACCAUGGACCUCACCAAGGAAGCAGUGUCCCUGACUAAGGAUGCCUUCAGUCUGGGCAGAGAUCGAAUGACCUCCACCAUGCAUAAGAUGUUGUCCCUACCCGCAGCCAAGGAGCCCAUGGCCAGGGCAGAUGAGGGGGCGGCAACCCCAAUGAGUGGAGGAGCUGGCCGACUCCGAUUUUUCUCCAUGAAGAGGACGAUGUCUCAGCAGUCAUUCGAUGGUGUCCUGUUGGACAACAGUGGUCCUGAAGACCGAAUUUCAGUGGACAGCGAUGGCAGCGACAGCCUUGUGAUGCUCCUGGAGUCGGAAUCUGGUCUAGAGUCUGUUCCGCUGGGCUCUCUUCCAAGUGUCUUGGAUGAUGCUGGUGUUCAGAGCAGCCCUGUUGUGGAUAACUGUGGCCAAGUGUCCCCAGAGGCUGACAGCUUGGUUUCCCCCAGCAGAGAGGACCUUGUCCUUCACCCGGUCUCAGUUCUGAUCCUGAGGGUGAAGGAGGUGUCUUUUGGGAUUGAGGUACGUGGUGAGGACCUGAGUGUAGCCGUGCAAGCAGAAGAACUGGGCCUGCAGCAGCCAGGCACCAUGGCACUCUGGAAGUUCCUGCAUGGACAGUACCCUGAGACAACCCUCCAAGAAUCCUCAAAUGUGCGGACUGACCACAUCCGCCCAGCCGUGGGCCUUCGCUUUGAGGUGGGGCCUGGUGCGGCUGUUCAUUCUCCCCUGGCUACACAAAAUGGUUUCCUGCAUCUCGUGCUUCAUGGCUGUAACCUCGAGCUUCUCACUUCGGUGCUUAAUGGCCUGGGCCCCUUCUUGGAGGACGAGGAAGUGCCAGUAGUCGUCCCAAUGCAGAUUGAGCUCCUGAACUCCAGUGUCACCCUAAAGGAUGACAUCCCCCCCAUCUAUCCAACGUCCCCGGGCCCUGUCCCCGUCACUCUGGCCAUGGAGCAUGUUGUGCUGAAGCGCAGUGAUGACGGUGUCUUCCACAUCAGCGCUGUUGCUCAGGACAGACCACCUGCUGAAGUACCUAAAAGUGAGAAGAGGCAGCCCCCCGAAGAGCAGGUGUUGCUGGUGCCCCCUGGAGAGGUUUUUGGAGAGCAGGUGAAAGAACUGCCUGCCCUUCAAAAAGAACUUACAGAAACUAAGCAAGCAUUGGCCAAUGCCAAGCUGGAGAAAGAAACACUUCUUCAGGAGAUUAGGAGAUAUAACCCCCUCUUUGAGCUCUGAUAGCAGAGGCUCAGCCGUCUGUGCCAAGGAGAGAAGCGAACACCAGCAGCAGCAUUCGGGAUGGAAGGCGCUGUCCGGUGUGGACUCGGCUACCGAGGAGGCCCUAGGGACCAGGUGUGCUUCCUCCUGGCUGUUCUAGCUCAGAAGGAGGACAAGGCAGAGCGUAGCCGCAUCCCAGGAAAGUGCGGGUAGCUUCGUGCGUGGCUCAAGCAGUGUGUCAGGCCUUAUAAAGCCUUUUGGCCCUCUGUGUCCUGGGUGGAAUCUUCUCCACCGCACGGGGCCAUUUCGCCUCCUGGCUUUAUGGCAGAGAUAAUUGCUUCCGUCGCAGCCCGUGUGAACAAGUCACAGUACUCACCUCCUCAGUCACCCGCAGAUCCACCAAAGAGUCCAUGUCCCAGAGCUUCCUGAAGCAGGCUGGAGGAGGUCUUGGUCUGAGCUCUGGCCUUGUGAGUGGGUUAGGACAGGAAAUAGUCCAGCAGGGGUAGGGUCAGGAGAGGCACACUCAUAAGGAAGCCCUGGCCUCAGACUGUUUUGGAGUAGGAGCCAGGCUCAGGUCUUCUCGGCUGACACUACCAUCUGCUUGGUUAGGGUCAAACCUCCUUUCAGUGGGAAUUUCAUCAUUGUGAUGCUGCAGUAGAAGUAAACAGCCAUAUCAUCUUUCCUCUCUAUAUAAUUUAUUUGGAAUGAAAAUAAAGAAGAAAUAUUUGCUCUGAGCUAGGUUGCAGGCAUGAUGUGGUAGGGGAUUGGUGUACGGGACCUUGAUUCUGAGCCCCUCAACUCCUGCCCUCUGCUACAGCUGCGCCUGACAGGUCUCUUCCUCGGUCUCCCUGGGGUCCCUGCUCAUCUGCUUCCCAGCACUGGGACUUCCUACAGGUGGUCACCUGAGUACUUGGUGGCUUGGCAGCUAAAUAUGUAUUUCUUACACUUGAAUAUAUAGAUCUUGACCUGUUGCCUCUCGA